Molecule: messenger RNA, 1961 nt
Organism: Dermacentor albipictus
Lineage: Eukaryota; Metazoa; Arthropoda; Arachnida; Ixodida; Ixodidae
Gene: Gcat
Product: Glycine C-acetyltransferase
Biological process (GO): biosynthetic process; L-threonine catabolic process
Cellular component (GO): mitochondrion
Molecular function (GO): pyridoxal phosphate binding; glycine C-acetyltransferase activity
Source: RefSeq, a predicted model, not a curated record
GCGUUGUCCGACCUGGCUACGCUGCUUGCCAGCGCGCAACAGGUUGCGGCUCGUGUGUGCUGCGCCGGUGCGUACCAACGUUACUAGAUUACGGUGGUGCGUACCGUAGGUUGCCGUGUGGCUGAGGUCGUUGAUACGUCUCGUGCGUUUGUCCGGCUCAUCACCGCAGACAGUCUUCGUUGGUGCGUUUAGAAGUUCCCGCCGUUCAAGAUAAGAUAAGCAGACGGUGACAUGCUGUCUGCGGCCACCAAACAAGUUGCAGCUAGGCAUGCUGCUGGUAUGGUGCGUGCCUCUAGCGGAUGGGCAGCCACGCAGGCUCUCCUGCAGGAGCAGCUGGCGGGCAUCCGCGAAGCCGGCACAUACAAGACUGAGCGGGUGCUCACCUCCCGCCAGGCAGCAUCUGUGCGUGUGGCAGGGUGGGACAUGCCCGUGCUCAACUUGUGCGCCAACAACUACCUCGGACUCUCGAGUCACCCGGAUGUGAUCGAGGCUGGCAAGAAGGCCCUGGACACUCAUGGUGCAGGGCUGAGCUCAGUGCGCUUCAUCUGUGGAACACAGGACAUCCACAAGGACCUGGAACAGAAGAUUUCACGCUUCCACGGCCGGGAGGAUGCCAUCUUGUAUGCCAGCUGCUUUGAUGCCAAUGCAGGCAUCUUCGAGGUUCUUUUGAGCCCAGAGGAUGCGGUGCUGUCGGACGAGCUGAACCAUGCCUCUAUCAUUGAUGGAAUCCGGCUUUGCAAGGCACAAAAGUACCGCUUCAAGCACCGAGACAUGAAUGACCUGGAGGAGAAACUGCAGGACGCUGUUGGAAAGAGUCGCCAGAGGCUCAUAGUCACCGAUGGAGUCUUCAGCAUGGAUGGCAAUGUGGCGCCUCUGAGGGACAUUUGUGACCUCGCCGACCGAUACAAUGCCAUGGUGUUUGUGGACGAGUGCCAUGCUACGGGUUUCUUUGGCAACACUGGCAGGGGCACCGAGGAGUACUUUGGUAUCUCUGGCCGUGUGGACAUCAUCAACUCCACCCUGGGCAAGGCACUAGGAGGUGCUGCAGGGGGCUACACCACAUGUCGCCGGGAACUGGUGGACCUUCUGCGGCAGCGCUCACGGCCCUACCUCUUCUCCAACUCCCUGCCCCCACCCGUGGUGGCAUGUGCCUCAAAGGUGUUGGACAUCCUGCUGGCCAGUCCUGAGCUGGCACAGAAGGUAGCCGGACUGACACAGCGCUUCCGUUCACGCAUGACUGCUGCUGGCUUCCAAAUCUCUGGUGACGACCACCCCAUCUGCCCUGUGAUGCUUGGAGAUGCACGUGUGGCUGCUGAUUUUGCUGAUGGCAUGCUGGAGCAAGGCGUGUAUGUGAUUGGCUUCAGUUAUCCAGUGGUACCAAAAGAUGACGCAAACAACCGAGCCGCUGUGUGGUCCCCUGUGGAACUGGCAAGGCACGCAUUCGAGUGCAGAUCUCAGCGGCACAUUCCAUGGAGGACAUAGACCAUACUGUGGAUGCUUUCAUCACAGUGGGCAAGAAGUUUGGAGUGGUUUCGUAGCGUGAAAACCUUCACCACAGUGCAGAGCCUGUCACAAGAAACAUUGACUCACAUGAAUGUUCUUCAGUAGUUUACAUGUAAUAUUGUUUGCCAAAGGCUAUGUGUGUGGUUCAGUGGCUGAGAUUACUGAAAAUGGCCUUCCAACUUAAAAGGACUGACAACCAUUUGGAACCUGCCUUCACAUGGUGCCAAUGCAAAGAUCAUACCUGUGAUCAUGCUUUGCAAUGAUAAGAAAAGUUGCAUCAUUUAUUUCUCUUCAAAAGGGGCCCUACAACGUUAUUUUGAUUGCCAAGUGUUGCACCACAAUGACAAUGUUUACCUUGUAUGGUCUAAGAGUGGAUGCAAAAGGAAUUACACAAAUUGACUCUGGUAAACGAGAAUUAGCUUACAAAAUCAAAAUAAAAGCAGACGAAAGAAAUGGCA